Molecule: messenger RNA, 1863 nt
Organism: Acanthopagrus latus (yellowfin seabream)
Lineage: Eukaryota; Metazoa; Chordata; Actinopteri; Spariformes; Sparidae
Product: lebercilin-like protein
Exons: 9
Coding region: 149-1639 (496 amino acids)
Biological process (GO): intraciliary transport
Cellular component (GO): axoneme
Source: RefSeq, a predicted model, not a curated record
GCAUCUUUCCAUAACAGCUCCUAGCGACGUGAUCUGGCGUUAAUUAGUCAACAUUUACAAACCUGUACGGUCAGAAGUGUGAGACAGGAGAGGAAAGACAGCGCCCCUCAAAAGGAGAAGAGAAGGAAGAGACUUUCAAAAAAGUGUGAUGUGUGACAGGCAGCUGAGACUGAUGCAGGCGGCUCACCAGAGGGAGGGUGACGGUGAUGCUGUGGGCCGCAGCACUGACACCUCCAGGUGGUCCUCUCCCUCCAGCCUGCACUGUGGUUCGCGCCACUCCUCUGACUCUGAGGACCGAGCUGACCCGCUUAUAGACAAGAGCCCAGGGGCCUACUCAUCGGACCAGUCAAGGCAACCGAAGCUGAGACAAAAAGGUAAAGGGGCACAAGGGCCACGCAGGCAGAGGACAAACACCGCCAGUAUCCAGCUCCCGAAGCUGCCACCAAUCAAGCCCCAGCAGGUUUUGAGGCCAAGAGUUCAGUCUGCCUACAUGCACUGCAUCAGGGAGCAUGAAAGUCAGGUUAGUGACCUGCAGCAUCAGCUGAACCAGGCCAGCACUGAGAACAAGCUGCUGAGGAGGCUCCAGCAUCGCCACACGGUGGCACUGCAGUACUUCCAAAACUCAGAAGACAGCGUCUCUCAGAUCUUCGCCAGGCACUACAACGAGGCCCGAGUCCUGCAGGGUUUGCUCCGUGACACCCGUUCCUGCCGUGACAAUCUGGCUAGGCAGCUCCAAACCACGGAGAGCACGUUGCUUAGUACAAAAGCCAGUCUCAAGCACCUCCAGCUGCUCAGCCAGGACCGCAGGCUGCUGGAGAGGGAGGAACUCACCCUCAGGCUGAACGAGGCCAAUGCAGAGCUCGAGGAGAAGGACAAGAGGAUAGUGGACUUGGAGAGGAAUCUUGAGUUGAGCCAAGCCUCAUUCAAUCGCCAACUAGUGACUGAACAAAGAAAGACGAGCGAGGCGAGAAAGCUGUCAUUCUUUCUACAAGGGAAAGUAUAUCAGCUAAACAGGGAGGUUGAGGAGAAGAAGAAAGAAAUUGAAACACACAAUAUUUACUCCCUCAGGUUUGCCAAAAAAGGCAGAGAAAGCAAGCUGGUUCAAACAGAUGGGUUAAUCCUUCCCCCCACCGAGACUGCAAGACUUUUUGGGUUGGAAAAUACUGAGAGUCAAGAAAGGCUGGAGGAGCAAGAGAGCUCUGUGGAGUGUUUUUACUUUCCAGUAAAGGAGUAUACGGAAACAGAAAUUCCAGAAACAGAAGCUUUGGAUAAUCACCAAGAUGACACGGAGAUAUGUGCAGACACCAGUGGGCAGAACAGCUGUUCAGAAGAAAGCCUAAAAUCUCAAAAUGAGGGAGACUGCACCAAGGAAGAGGAGGCACCAGAGGUCCCACAGGAGUUAGAGGAAGAGCAGGAGACAGAGGAAAGCGAGAUGCCCUAUAUUUCCAAAAAGUCUGUGAAUGCAACUGAACCUAAGAGAAAAGCAUACAGGUUCCCCAGAAUCAGACGCAAUUACACCUUCAAACAAACCAUUGAGAACCUACACAAUGGAAUACCUGCCAACAGCUGUGUGGACAUUAAUCGCUGUGAAAGCACCAAAACUGAUGAGGGUGGAGACUAUCAGCAGUGGGUGUCAUGAACUUCAUCUUCCAGCUUGGACAUCCAGGAGAGGUGGAGAAGGCCGCUCUCAGUGGGAUUGAAGGCAGAAGGAGCAGACAGGUGACUAGUCCUUUAGUUCAGGUAAAGUCACUGAUGUGGUGACUGGACAGCUGCCUUAUUCGGUGAAAAAUUUAUUUUUAAGGGGUUUUUGACCGUCCUGUUACUAAGGUGUUUCUAUAAAUAAAUUAUCUUUAUAACCCAAGA